AUGUCCCGAGUGUCACAGUUGGAUGGGGCCAGCUUGGACGCGCAGUUGGCACAGGCGUUGCAGACGGAGCUCCCUGUUCCGUGUCCGUCUUUGGUCAUUGAGACAUUGGUGUUUGUGCUGGGCACGCGCCGCUGGCACCAGGAUAGUGUGGGGACGUACGGGAGCGUGCUCACGGGCGUGGGGUACAGGUGUUCGCGUUGGCGGCUAUUUGCCGCGACGGUGUUGUUGCGGCAGCUUCUGCGGCAGGUGCGGUUCGGACGCACCGAUGUGGUGUACGAGGUGCUGGAUCUCGUGCACUUGCUUGGGUUUCUAGCGUCUGGGCGCGGGGGCCCGUCGCUGCUGCACCGUGUGCUAGGGAUCUCGGCGGUGUUUGAUCCGGGCUUCGACUAUGCGGCGCUGUCUUCGUCGUCGUCAUCUUCGUCGGAGGUGCAGAUGCUCUGGAACGCGGCAGUGGAGAUGAUUGCAGGGAUGUCGUACCGGCCGAUUCGCCGGGUGCAGGCGGCAAAUGCUAGCGGUAGUAGUAGUGGUAGUAAUAAAAGUACUAGCAGUAGCUCCGGCAUUUGUCCUGCAUGCGGCGAAACCGCCACCAACGCACAGAACGCAGGCUGCUGCAGCGCAAAGUACUGCUACAUAUGCGCGCUCGAGCUCGAGCACUCGCGCUGUCUCGCAUGCAAUGCCAAGAAUAUCACGUUUGUAUGUACUGGAUAA
This is a messenger RNA of Kluyveromyces marxianus DMKU3-1042, 708 nucleotides long. It is a transcript of the gene PEX2, whose product is annotated as ubiquitin-protein ligase peroxin 2. The coding region runs from base 1 to 708 and encodes 235 amino acids. The record is from RefSeq and is a predicted model, not a curated record. The transcript has a single exon. Lineage: Eukaryota; Fungi; Ascomycota; Saccharomycetes; Saccharomycetales; Saccharomycetaceae.